GGAACAGUAAUGAAACGCACCGCAAACAUUUCCUUAAAACACAGCUGGACAAUUCUUUACAUUUAACGAACCAAAACGUUCCACUUUUUCAUGUAGUUUUGACAUAUGGCUUCAACCAUGAUUCCAUACACGGUCAAUAUUAAACUGGCUGCACGAACAUUGACCGGAACCCUUAAUUUACAGAACAAGACAGCAGUAGACUGGGGAUGGCAGGGACUGAUCGCUCAAGGCUGUCACUCUAGUAUCCUCAUCAUUGAUCCAAAAACGGCUCAGACCAUUCAGGUCCUGGAGAGACACAAAGCCAGUGUAGUCAAGGUAAAAUGGUCCAGAGAAAACUAUCACCACAGUCUCAGCGCACCCUACUGUCUUCGCCUGGCAUCUGCAGAUGCAGCAGGGAAGAUUAUUGUGUGGGAUGUGGUGAGUGGUAUGGCACACUGUGAGAUCCAGGAACACACCAAACCUAUUCAGGGUAAGAACCCUAUGGCUGAAGCAGUGACUCUUAAUGAUUGUCUCCAGCUGUCAUAUCUACCAUCUAAGAGGAAUCACAUGUUACUGUUGUACCCCAGAGAAAUCCUCAUCCUAGACUUGGAGCUCAGUCAGACCGUUGGAGUGGUUGCCAUCGAGCGCUCUGGCGUACCCUUUAUACAGGUGAUUCCUUGUGCCCAGAGAGAUGCUCUUUACUGCCUCCACGAGAACGGUUGCAUCACCCUGCGUGUGUGCCGUUCCACAACACCUUCUCCUAAUGAAACAGUGAUUGAUCCAGAGCAGAAUGUGCAAGAGUUGGUAUACGAUCUCCGCUCCCAGUGUGACGCCAUCCGUGUGACUAAGACAGUGCGGCCCUACCGAGUGGUGAUCUGUCCUGUCAACGAGAACAGUGCCGCCCUCAUAGUCAGUGAUGGAAGGGUAAUGCUGUGGGAGCUCAAAGCUCAUGCCAGUAAAUCAUCUUCAGGCCUGAGUUCUGGCUUGCCACCUUUGUAUUCUCCCGUGAAUUUCUGUGGAACACCUUUACUUCAGAAUCAAAAAUGCAUCCCAGAUCUUUCUCUGAAUACAAUGAUAGGUCACAGUCUGAUUUCUGGAGUGGACUCCCCACGACCCCUGGCAGGUCAACAAGAAGUACAUCUGAAGUUCCUGUUGACAGGUCUGCUGUCUGGCCUGCCUUUGCCCCCAUUCUCCCUCCGGAUGUGCCCUCCGCUUACCACAAAGAACAUCAACCAUUACCAGCCCUUAUUGGCUGUGGGUACAAGCAAUGGCUCUGUGCUGGUGUACAACUUGACCAGUGGCCUCCUGCACAAAGAGCUAAGUGUCCAUUCCUGUGAAGUCAGAGGAAUCGAAUGGGUUAGUCUGACUAGUUUUCUGUCCUUCGCUACCUCUGUUCCCAACAACCUUGGACUUGUGAGGAAUGAACUGCAACAUGUGGACUUACGCACAGGGCGGUGCUUUGCAUUUCGAGGUGAACGUGGGAACGAUGAACCAGCCAUUGAAAUGAUUAAAGUGUCACAUCUGAAGCAGUACCUGGUGGUGGUGUUUAGAGAUAAACCUUUGGAACUCUGGGAUGUCCGCACAGGAACCCUGCUGCGUGAGAUGGCCAAGAACUUCCCUACUGUCACUGCCCUGAGUCUGUUGCAGGAUGCUGAGAGUAAAUCUGAAAUGAGUCAGGGCAUAUCAGCUCGAGAACACUUUGUGUUUACUGACACAGAUGGUCAGGUCUAUCACAUCACCGUGGAAGGCAACACUGUGAAGGAUGGGGCACGUAUUCCACCUGAUGGCAGUAUGGGAAGCAUUGCCUGUAUUACAUGGAAAGGAGACACCCUAGUUCUGGGAGAUGUAGAUGGAAACCUCAAUUUUUGGGACCUAAAGGCUCGUCUUUCAAGGGCUGUACCUACCCACCGUGGGUGGGUGAAGAAGAUUCGUUUUGCUCCUGGGAAAGGCAACCAAAAACUCUUGGUGAUGUACACAGAUGGAGCUGAGGUCUGGGAUACCAAGGAGGCCAAUCCAGUAUGGUGUCCCUAUCUUCUACUGCCACGUGCUGCUCUCACACUGAAGGCCUUUCUGCUACUGCAGCCAUGGUCCGAUACAUUAACCAUGGACAUCACUCAUGUAGACUACAAAGAAAAAGAUGAAAUUAAAGGACUGAUCCAGGAACAGCUCAACUCUCUUUCUAAUGACAUCAAAAGCGUUCUCCAGGAUCCAAAUCUGAACUUGCUACAACGCUGCCUCCUUGUGUCUCGGCUGUUUGGUGAUGAAUCAGACCUUCAGUUUUGGACGGUGGCUGCUCAUUACAUCCAGUCUUUUGCCCAGAGCUGCCAGCCCAGCGGAUACGUCCCAGAAGGCCAAACACCAGCUGAGGGCCCUCAGAGCAGCCACCUGGACAUUUGCCACGACAUCCUAUGUGAAAGCUCUUUCUUCCAGAGGUUUCAGCUGGAGCGUGUUCGUCUACAAGAAGUGAAACGAUCCAGCUAUGAACACACCAAAAAGUGUGCUGACCAGCUUCUGCUGCUGGGACAGACGGACCGUGCAGUGCAGUUGCUUUUGGAGACCAGUGCAGAUAACUCCAGCUACUACUGUGACUCUCUCAAAGCCUGUCUGGUGACCACCAUCACCUCAUCCGGCCCGUCUCAGAGCACCAUUAAACUGGUGGCCACAAAUAUGAUUGCAAACGGCAAGCUUGCAGAGGGUGUGCAGUUGCUCUGCCUGAUCGACAAAGCAGCAGAUGCUUGUCGUUAUCUGCAGACGUAUGGAGAGUGGAACCGUGCUGCCUGGCUGGCUAAGGUGCGUCUGAGCCCAGCAGAAAGUUCAGAUGUGCUGAAGCGCUGGGCAGAGCAUCUGUGUUCUCCUCAGGUAAAUCAGAAAUCAAAGGCCAUCCUGGUCCUGCUCUCAUUAGGAUGCUUUCACAAAGUGGGCGAGAUGCUUCACAGCAUGAGAUAUUUCGACCGUGCUGCACUCUUUCUUGAAGCCUGCUUGAAAUAUGGUGUGAUGGAGACAAAUUACGACAUUAAUAAGCUUAUAGGUGCAGCCUUUGUGGACUACGCUAAGCUGCUUCGCUCCAUCGGACUGCAACAGGGUGCUGUGCUAUGGGCGUCUCGUGCUGGAGAGACGGGAAAGGAGCUGCUGGAUGAGCUGUGCCAAACAGAGAGUAUGGGGCUAGAGCCCAGCCCCACUGAGGAGGAAGUGGACAACUCUCUUGGCAAUGUAGAAUGACUUGCCCCCAAGUACACCAGUGGGGGAAAGAGAGGAUAUGUAAAGAAAAACUUAAGAUGCAUAAUAUCUUUAAAAAAAAAA
Molecule: messenger RNA, 3279 nt
Organism: Sinocyclocheilus rhinocerous
Lineage: Eukaryota; Metazoa; Chordata; Actinopteri; Cypriniformes; Cyprinidae
Gene: wdr11
Product: WD repeat domain 11
Exons: 26
Coding region: 106-3198 (1030 amino acids)
Cellular component (GO): cytoplasm
Molecular function (GO): protein binding
Source: RefSeq, a predicted model, not a curated record